AACGUCGGCGUGCUUGAGUAAGAACCACAUGUGAAACCAUAACAUGUUUUAGCUUUGUUGACUGCUGUAACGUUAUAAUACAGAUCCGCUCUAGUGUGAAGUCCUCAUGAGGUGAUGCUGCAUGUGUUGCGAUAUCCUCUGCAGAGGAGUCUCAUCUCUCUGCAAUGGACGUGUCUGCGCUCCCUGUACUCCACCAAGCCUCAGUCCCUUCAGGGCGAGGACCCCACAGACACCCGCCUGAACCCCCUUAACAUUCAGAUGCUGUCAAGGAAUCUCCACAAGCAGAUCUUUCGAGGGGUGGAACCAGAGUACAGAGAGGACGACGUGAAGCGCAGCAUUAAGCACCUGCAGCAACACCAGCUGUGGGGGAAAGAAACUUCACUGUUGCCCGAUGUGGAGCUGAAGCUUCCCCAGAUGUAUGGCGAAAAUAUUGAUGAGCACUUUCGUAUCUUGGCCCAGAAGCAGAGUCUACCUUACCUUGAGGCUGCUUCCAAGCUGCAUCUGGCUGAGCUCCCUCCCAUGCCACAGGAAUGGAGCUGGAGUAUUGGCUGGACACGCUAUGGCCCCGAUGGGGACAGUCAGAAGGUUGAUUUCCCGGAUGAGUCUGUGCUGGUGUUUGAUGUGGAGGUGUGCAUGACGGAGGGACAGUGUCCCACACUGGCUGUUGCUGUGUCUCCCACUAACUGGUAUUCCUGGUGCAGUAAGCGUCUGAUUGAAGAGCGCUACACCUGGUCAAACCAGCUGACCCUAGCUGACCUCAUCCCACUGGAGACCAGUAUCAACUCUACCCGCCCGCCAGGCAACCAGUGGAAGGAGAGGCUCAUCGUGGGCCAUAAUGUCAGUUUUGAUCGCUCUUACAUUAAGGAGCAAUACUUACUGAAGGGUCCUAAGGUCCGCUUCAUGGACACUAUGAGCCUUCACAUGGCCAUCUCUGGGUUGACUGGGUUCCAGCGGACACUGUGGAUGGCCAAUAAGAUGGGGAAAAGGAGGGGUCUUCAGGAGGUCAAAGAACACAUGAAGAAAACUGGACAGAAAAAGGAGGGCCACAUGAUUGGCUCCUGGGACUGGGUGAAUAUUAGCAGCAUUAAUAACCUGGCUGAUGUCCAUGCUCUGUAUGUGGGAGGCCCACCACUGAAGAAAGAAUCUAGAGAUAUCUUUGUGAAGGGCAGUAUGAUGGACGUCAGGAACAACUUCCAGGAAUUAAUGCAGUAUUGCGCUAUGGAUGUUCAGGCCACACAUCAAGUCUUCACAGAACAGCUACCCCUUUUCUUGGAGAGGUGUCCUCAUCCAGUGACGUUUGCUGGCAUGCUGGAGAUGGGCGUGAGCUACCUUCCUGUCAAUAAAAACUGGGGGCGUUACCUGGAAGAUUCUCAGGACAUUUACGAAGAGCUCCAGAGAGAGAUGAAGAAGUCUCUGAUGACUCUUGCGGACGAUGUCUGCCAGCUGCUGCAGGACGACAGAUACAAAGAAGACCCCUGGCUUUGGGAUUUUGAGUGGGAUGUGCAGGAGUUCAAGCUGAAGAAAGUACCAACCAGCAAAAGGAAGAAUUCCAAAAAAGCAGCUGAAACACAAGCUGCUACUCCUCUUCCAGACUGGGAGCAAGACCCAGGUCCACCCUCUGAGGAGGAGAUGGAAAGCCCUUGUCCCAGCAGGCUGGCUGUGGAAAAGCUGAAAGAAACAGUGGAUCGGCUUCCUAAGAGAAGGCAACAUCUUCCUGGACAUCCAGGGUGGUAUCGUAAGCUCUGUGAGAAGAUGGCUGCGGAGGACAGCUGGUCACCUGGAGCCAGCCUCAUCAGUCUACAGAUGAGAGUGACUCCUAAGCUGAUGGGUCUGACAUGGGAUGGUUUCCCCCUGCAUUAUACAGAGAAACACGGGUGGGGCUACUUGGUACCUGGACGUAGGGAUAACCUGGUAUCUCAGGAGGAAAACACAGGGCCUGUGUGCCCACACAGAGCUAUUGAGAGAGUUUACAGAGAGUAUUGUGAGCAGAACAGCAAAGAAAAGCCUGAAUAUCUGGACAGCGACCUUUCAGAUGACCUCUUGUGGACAGACAGCACAGUGUGGACAAAGGUGGAAGAGUUUGGUUCCGUUGAAAGUCUGAGAGAGGAAAAUGGAGUCAGAGUGACAAAAAAUGGCGGGAAGAAAAAAGUGUCCAACGAUCCACAUUACAUCCCAGAGGAGGCGCAGUGCCAUUAUCACCAUGGAAACGGCCCCUACAAUGAUGUAGAUAUCCCAGGAUGCUGGUUUUUCAAAUUGCCCCAUAAGGAUGGUAAUCACAACAAUGUUGGCAGUCCCUUUUCAAAAGACUUCCUGGCUAAGAUGGAGGAUGGUACUCUCAGGGCAGGACGGGGUGGAACCAACGCUACAAGAGCGCUGGAGAUCAACAAAAUGAUGUCCUUCUGGAGGAAUGCCCAUAAGCGUAUAAGCUCUCAGAUGGUGCUGUGGCUGCGAAAGGGAGAACUUCCUUGUAUUGUCAGCAGACACAAAGAGUUUGAUGAAGAGGGUCAGUAUGGGGCCAUAAUACCUCAGGUCGUCACAGCUGGAACAGUUACACGUAGGGCUGUGGAGCCAACGUGGCUGACUGCCAGUAAUGCACGGCGGGACCGGGUAGGCAGUGAGCUGAAGGCAAUGGUGCAGGUACCACCUGGAUAUCACCUUGUGGGAGCAGACGUAGACUCUCAAGAGUUGUGGAUCGCUGCUGUACUCGGAGAUGCUCACUUCGCUGGCAUGCACGGUUGUACAGCGUUUGGCUGGAUGACUCUUCAGGGAAAGAAGAGUCAGGGCACUGACCUGCACAGCCGCACUGCUGACACUGUGGGCAUCAGCCGAGAGCAUGCCAAGGUGUUCAACUAUGGACGCAUUUAUGGUGCUGGACAACCCUUUGCUGAGAGACUGCUAAUGCAGUUCAACCACCGCCUCAGUCAGACUGAAGCUUCUAAAAAGGCCAAGCAGAUGUACGCCUUAACAAAGGGCAUACGCAGAUACCAUCUGACAGAGGAGGGCAAGUGGCUGCUCAGUGAACUGAAUGUAGAGGUGGAGACGGCGGAGGAUGGAAGUGUCACCCUGCAGGAGCUGCGGAGGAUCUCUAAACUGGUUUCACAGUGCACUAAGCGGAAGAGGUGGAGCAUAGUCGACAAACGUCAGUGGGCUGGAGGUACAGAGUCGGACAUGUUCAACAAGCUGGAGAGCAUUGCCCAUUCAGCCGAGACAGCUACUCCUGUUCUAGGCUGCAGGAUUAGCAGAGCACUGGAGCCCAAGGCAGUCAAGGAUGAGUUUAUCACGAGCAGAGUGAACUGGGUGGUCCAGAGCUCUGCAGUGGACUACCUACAUCUGAUUUUGGUUGCCAUGAAGUGGCUCUGUGAGGAGCAUGACAUCGAUGGCCGUUUCUGCAUCAGCAUCCACGACGAGGUGCGGUACCUCGUCUGCAGCGAAGACCGUUACCGAGCAUCGCUGGCACUUCAGAUCACAAACCUGCUCACGAGGAGUGUGUUCUCUUAUGCGUUGGGCAUGCAGGACCUUCCCCAGUCAGUAGCUUUCUUCAGUUCAGUUGACAUUGACCAGUGUCUGCGGAAGGAGGUCAACAUGGACUGCGUGACCCCCUCCAACCCCACAGGUCUGGAACGAAGAUACGGCCUACCACCUGGUGAGGCCUUGGACAUCUACCAAAUCCUCAACAUCACUAAAGGCUCUCUGAACAAAGGAAGAUAGCACUUUGUGGGCCAAGAUGCUGUUAUUCAGAACUCACAACUGUCAAGAGGCCAUUCGGCAGCUGGUCAAGUUCA
This is a messenger RNA of Morone saxatilis (striped sea-bass), 3782 nucleotides long. RefSeq names its product polymerase (DNA directed), gamma (gene polg). The coding region runs from base 115 to 3708 and encodes 1197 amino acids. Gene Ontology annotation, cellular component: mitochondrion; gamma DNA polymerase complex. Gene Ontology annotation, biological process: mitochondrial DNA replication. NCBI's taxonomy places the organism in Eukaryota, Metazoa, Chordata, Actinopteri, Moronidae. The transcript has 23 exons. Gene Ontology annotation, molecular function: DNA binding; DNA-directed DNA polymerase activity; 3'-5' exonuclease activity. The record is from RefSeq and is a predicted model, not a curated record.